CAAGGGUGGCUCUCUGCGUUGCGUCGGAGGCGCUUGGCGAAGAAGCUGCUUCUUCACUUCAAUCCCCGUAAGAAACAAGAAACGCCAACUAAUGGGUUAUUUCUUUUGCCUUCUUUCGUUUUCUGUUUUGGGUUAAAGAUCGCGUUUUUAAUCGGGAGAAUCGCCAUAGCCUUCAUUUCUAGUUUUCGGACACGAAGCGAAAACGGUGGGACUCGAGAGAGAAUUACGUGAGACACGCGUGUACGGAAGUGGGUUUUGUUGACGGUGAAAACGGGGUGGAAGGACGAAGCUUUCUUUUUCUUUUUCCUUUCCCCCUUCGUUCUCUUCGCCGAGUUCUCCCCCCCCGUUGCGAAUUCAAUUCAGCUCUCUGUUGCAUCUUUUGGAUGGCACGAGCAGAUGCGGACAAAGAGCACUCGAGAUCGACGUGCCCCGCGUUGAAUAAUCCGCCGAAUUGAAAGUCGAGUGCAUCUCUUUCCCACUUUUCGAUCUUUGUUUGUCCUUGUUCCUUGAACAGUUUGGUUUGAUGGGGUUGAUAUAAAGGAAGACGACGAACACCGUGUUUUCAAAGUUGGGUCUUGGUUUUUGCAUGUUUUUGACUAAUCUUCCACGCGGUUCUUGAAAUCAUAAACCCUGUCAAGGCGAAACCUGUGUUCAAUUCAACCUGUGUAGUUGCCUAGGAACGGGGUGUUCAAUUCAACCUGUGUUCUUUAUCUGCCCUGAGCGUUGAGCUAAACUUAGUGAAUAGAGAGGAAGAGAUGGGGGAGACCUCUGAAGAGAUGACUAAUAAUGUUUACUCAAAUGGGUCGAUUCAGAGUAUUAAUGGGUCUCUCGAAGAGAAGCUGGAUGAGCUCCGUUGCCUCAUGGGAAAAUCAGACGGUGAUCCGCUCAGGAUUGUUGGCGUCGGAGCUGGUGCUUGGGGCAGUGUUUUUACUGCUAUGUUGCAAGAUACUUAUGGUCACUUGAGGGAGAAAGUUCUGAUUCGUAUUUGGAGGAGGCCCGGAAGAUCAAUCGAUAAAGCCACGGCCGAGCAUUUGUUCGAAGUGAUCAAUUCGAGGGAGGAUGUGUUGAGGCGGCUCAUUAGGAGGUGCGCAUACUUGAAGUAUGUUGAGGCGAGAUUAGGUGACAGGACAUUGUUUGCGGACGAGAUUUUGAAAGACGGGUUCUGCUUGAACAUGAUCGACACCCCUCUUUGCCCUAUGAAGGUCGUCACCAGUUUGCAGGAGGCUGUGUGGGAUGCCGACAUCGUAGUGAAUGGGUUGCCAUCAACAGAGACCCGCCAGGUGUUUGAGGAAAUUAGUAGGUAUUGGAAAGAAAGGAUUACAAUGCCUGUUAUCAUAUCCUUGGCAAAGGGUGUGGAGGCAGAGUUGGAGACUGAGCCCCGUGUGAUUACUCCCACCCAAAUGAUUAAUCGAGCAACUGGAGUGCCACUAGAGAACAUUUUAUACCUCGGAGGACCAAAUAUUGCCUCAGAGAUAUACAACAAGGAAUAUGCCAAUGCUCGAAUAUGUGGAUCUGCAAAGUGGAGGAAGCCUUUGGCAAAGUUUUUGAGGCAGACCCACUUUAUAGUGUGGGACAAUGGAGACCUUGUUACUCAUGAAGUUAUGGGUGGUUUAAAGAAUGUUUAUGCCAUUGGAGCAGGUAUGAUUGCAGCUCUGACAAAGGAAAGUGCCACCAGCAAAGCAGUAUAUUUUGCACAUUGUACGUCAGAGAUGAUAUUCAUCACACAUCUGUUGGCAGAGGAACCUGAGAAACUUGCUGGGCCUUUAUUGGCAGACACAUACGUAACUCUGUUGAAGGGUCGUAAUGCAUGGUAUGGACAAAAGUUAGCUUGUGGGGAGCUGAAACUUGAGAUGGGUGAUAAUAUCAAGGGGAAGGGGAUGAUUCAGGGAGUCUCGGCCGUGAAAGCCUUUUACGAGCUGCUGAGUGAGCCAUGCUUAAGUGUGCUGCAUCCCGAAGAAAAGAAACCAGUUGCUCCUGUGGAGCUGUGCCCAAUCUUGAAGAAGCUAUACAAAAUUCUUAUUCUGAGGGAGUUCCCACCAGAAGCUAUUCUUCAAGCAUUGAGGGAUGAAUCCAUGAACGAUCCUCGAGAUCGCAUCGAGAUAGCUCAAAGCCAUGCAUUCUACAGGCCAUCGCUUCUCGGGCAACAGCCUUGAUAAGAUGCACUUCCAUCUGCAUGCAGUUGCAGCCAUUUUUGGUACUGGACUGAAUAUCAAUGGGAAUUAGAUGGUCCCUCGUCGCUUGUAAUUUUCUAAAAUGGUGGUCGUUGGGAAUGUGUUGUGUGUCAACUGGGAUCUGUUACCUUUGUACUAAUCCAUCUCUAAAUGGGUGAUUAGCAUGUUGUGAUGCAUCUAUGCCUGUUAGAGUAAGGCUUGUUUGGAGGGAGUUAAGAAAAUGGCCCGGUUGGCAAGGUAGGUUAGGAAUUGUACGGUCAUUAUCAACUUUCUUAGAUUGAAGUUUUUGAUUAAAGAGUGGAAGCAAAUUGAAAAGUCA
Syzygium oleosum is the source of this 2490-nucleotide messenger RNA. RefSeq names its product probable glycerol-3-phosphate dehydrogenase [NAD(+)] 1, cytosolic. Gene Ontology annotation, cellular component: glycerol-3-phosphate dehydrogenase (FAD) complex; cytosol. Gene Ontology annotation, biological process: carbohydrate metabolic process; glycerol-3-phosphate catabolic process. Gene Ontology annotation, molecular function: glycerol-3-phosphate dehydrogenase [NAD(P)+] activity; NAD binding. The transcript has 5 exons. The record is from RefSeq and is a predicted model, not a curated record. Lineage: Eukaryota; Viridiplantae; Streptophyta; Magnoliopsida; Myrtales; Myrtaceae. Bases 756 to 2153 code for a protein of 465 amino acids.